CCCGCAGAUCCCCUGCGCCCCCUUACCCUGGGCCGCUACCGCCUCGGGACCGGAGAGGGCCCGGAGGCGCAGGGAACCCUUUCUGUGACCGCUCACAAUGCUCCUUUCUCUGUCCCGCAGGCCACGCCAUGGACCUGGUCCUGGACGCCGCCGACCGACACCUCCUCACCCCCUACGUCUACCCCGCCGGCUGGCCCGAGGGCGAGCCCUGCCGCCAGCUCCUCAGCCUCUUCGUCAUCACCAACCUCGGGGCGCUCGCCCUCUACCUCCUCUUCGGCACCCUCAGCUACUACUUCAUCUUUGACCACCGACUCAAGACGCAUCCCCAGUUCCUAGAGAACCAGGUGCGCCGGGAGAUCCUCUACGCGCUGCGCUCCCUCCCCUGGAUCAGCGUGCCCACCGUCGCCCUCUUCUUCGCUGAGGUGCGGGGCUACAGCAAGCUCUACGACAACAUCGAGGACUCCCCGUACGGCUGGACGGGCGUCUUCCUCAGCAUGCUGUCCUUCCUCUUCUUCACCGACAUGGGCAUCUACUGGAUACACCGCGCUCUCCACCACAAACUGCUCUAUAAGCGCUUCCACAAGCCCCACCACCUCUGGAAGAUCGCGACGCCCUUCGCCAGCCAUGCCUUCCACCCCGUCGACGGCUUCAUGCAGAGCCUGCCCUACCACGUCUACCCCUUCCUCUUCCCCCUGCACAAAGUCACCUACUUGGGCCUCUACAUCUUCGUCAACGUCUGGACCAUCUCCAUCCACGAUGGCGACUACCGCGUCCCCCGCCUCCUGCGGCACGUCAUCAACGGAUCGGCCCACCACACCGACCACCACUUGUACUUCGACUACAACUAUGGGCAGUACUUCACUCUCUGGGACAAGAUCGGUGGCUCCUACAAGAGCCCCACGGCCUUCGAGGGCAAGGGCCCCCACGACUACUUGCGCAAGCUCCGAGAGAAAGCCCCGGGGGCGCCCGACGGCCCCCCGACCGCCAAGACCGAGUAGGGCUCCCCCCGGCCCGGCCCCUCUUCGGGACCGGGUGCCCGGGCCCGAUCUCGUCCCCUUCCUCCCCGGCCACUUGAGACUAUUUUCCCGCAGACGCGGAGCCCCCGUCCCCCGAGGGCGCGACCGGCGCGGGGCGGCGUCCGGCCUCGCCGGUGACUUACGGCCUCGCUCUACGCUGCCGACCCGCCCCGGUCCCCCUGCGGUUUCCCUUCCCGCCGACUCUGGAGCUCUGCUAAGCUCCCUGCGCUUGGUUACGAGUGUGCUACUACGUUACCAAAAAUAAAAACAAAACUAUGGUGUACCUAGAAGGAAAACAUGGCACAAAUACGACGAUAACGUGGCACAAAUUUAACAGUAUCGUGGCACAAAUCGAAGAUUAACGUGGCGCGUGGCGGUGUCUCCGUCCAUCCGUGCAGCAUGCCGUCGUCGCCGAUGCCUCGCUGCUGUCGCGGAGUCCGUCGGGACGAGUCGCGUCGUGUCGAGAGUCCGACGGGGCCACUUUUUUUUUUUUUUCCCCUGCUGUAUUUCGCGAAAAAAAGACGCAAACCCCUACCUUUCGGACGCGGCGCCGAUCCUCCCGACGGCUCCUCGGCGCUCGACGCGCUCUCCUCCUCCUUCUUGCCCGGGGAUGUCCCGUGGGGCGCUGACGGGACGCAUCCCGGAAACGACGCGCCUGUAGGACAGAAAGGCGGAAUGAGUCCCGUGGGUCCCCUGAGCUCCCCGAGAACGCUACGGGAUGGGCGGGGGGCAGGGGAGGAACGGGCGAUGGCGGGUUCGUGGCUGGCUCUCCCCCUUCCUCCCGCUGAAACGCGGUAGCCCUUCGGGUCUGACCGGCGCUCAAUAAAUCUCGCUUGCCAACUUG
This is a messenger RNA of Chroicocephalus ridibundus (black-headed gull), 1860 nucleotides long. It is a transcript of the gene SC5D, whose product is annotated as sterol-C5-desaturase. Lineage: Eukaryota; Metazoa; Chordata; Aves; Charadriiformes; Laridae. The coding region runs from base 129 to 998 and encodes 289 amino acids. Gene Ontology annotation, molecular function: iron ion binding; C-5 sterol desaturase activity. Gene Ontology annotation, cellular component: membrane. The transcript has 4 exons. The record is from RefSeq and is a predicted model, not a curated record.